AUGGGAACAGAAAACCAGACGUGGGGGAAAGAGUUUAUUCUCCUUGGCCUGUCCAGUGACUGGGACACUCAGGUCUCUCUCUUUGUCCUGUUCUUGGUCAUGUACCUGGUGACAGUGCUGGGGAACUUGCUCAUUGUUCUUCUGAUCAGACUGGACAGCCGACUCCAUACUCCCAUGUAUUUCUUUCUCACCAACCUCUCCCUUGUGGACGUCUCUUAUGCCACAAACAUCGUGCCUCAGAUGCUCGUGCACCUGCUUGCCAAACACAAAGGAAUCCCGUUCGUGAGCUGUGCAGCCCAGUUGUUUUUCUCCCUGGGCCUGGGUGGGACCGAGUUUGCUCUCCUGGCGGUGAUGGCCUAUGACCGCUACGUGGCCGUGUGUAACCCCCUGAGAAACGCGGUCAUCACGCACGGAGGGUUCUGUACCAGGUUGGCCGUCACGUGCUGGCUCAGCGGCUCUGGCAACUCCCUCGUGCAGACUGCCAUCACCUUUCAGUUGCCCAUGUGCACAAACAAAUGUAUUGAUCACAUAGCCUGUGAACUUCUAGCUGUGGUCAGGCUGGCCUGCGCAGACACGUCCUCCAACGAGGCGGCCAUCGCGGUUUCGAGCGUUGUCCUGCUGGUGACACCUUUCUGCUUGGUUCUCGUGUCCUACAUCCAGAUCGCCUCCACCAUCCUGCAGGCCCGGGCCGCAGAGGGGAGAAAGAAAGCCUCCCACACCUGUGCCUCUCACCUCGCGGUGGCUGCCCUGGGCUGCGGCAUGGCCAUUUUCACUUAUAUCCAGCCACACUCCAGCCCCUCUGUCCUUCAGGAGAAACUGAUCUCUGUCUUCUAUGCCAUCUUGAUGCCUGUGCUGAACCCCAUGAUUUACAGUCUAAGGAACAAGGAGGUGAAGGGUGCCUGGCAGAAACUACUAGGGCACUUAUCUGGAUUAACUUCAAAGUUGGCAACUCGAUGA
Molecule: messenger RNA, 957 nt
Organism: Phacochoerus africanus (Common warthog)
Lineage: Eukaryota; Metazoa; Chordata; Mammalia; Artiodactyla; Suidae
Product: olfactory receptor-like protein OLF3
Biological process (GO): G protein-coupled receptor signaling pathway
Cellular component (GO): membrane
Molecular function (GO): olfactory receptor activity; G protein-coupled receptor activity
Source: RefSeq, a predicted model, not a curated record